GUUGUGGCUGCUCGUGCACUCACGCACUUCGUACGUGGUGCGGCUUCGGUGGUGGGCCGCCGCUAGGUAAACAAAUGGUUGGGCUCGCGGAAUGGCCCAGAAGCUUUAAAAUGAUCGUCUAAGUUUGCAAUCGUAGCUUUACAAUGGACUCGGUACGUAGCGCCUUCUUUUUCGCAACAUCUUUACGUGCAUCCAGAGUAUCAUCAUGACUAAUGUGAACUGCUGGCAACAAAGCCAUGGCAACCAUGUUCGACCACAAUCGAAACUCGACGGGACUCAAAUUUCCCAAGAAAGAAUGGACGAGAGAGAUCGAUCGCAGCUGGGACCAAGCACUUCCGGUACCCAAGUGGGCCAUACGCUGUGGACCCUGGCUAGUGGCGGGAGCUUCAUUGGUUUGUUUUGGCCACAGCCUAGCUGGUGACUUUGUAUUUGACGACACAGAGGCGGUGGUGCAUAAUGCGGACAUACAGCCAGAAAUUCCACUGCGGCGCAUAUUUGAAGAUGACUUCUGGGGCACUGAGUUGCAGUCUGAGUCAAGCCAUAAGUCAUACAGGCCCCUUACCACACUAACUUUCAAGCUCAACUGCAUGUUGGCUGGAGGCCUCAUAGCCAGCCACUUUCAUGCUGUCAAUGUGGUCCUCCAUGCACUCGUGUCACUACUUUCGCUGCAUCUCUUCAGGAUACUUCUUCAGGGGGCGCCACGUGCCUCCCUCCUCUGUGCCCUACUGUUUGCUGUGCACCCAGUCCAUACAGAAAGUGUGGCAGCUGUGGUGGGCAGGGCAGACCUGCUGUGUGCUGUGUUCUUCAUCCUCUCCUUCCUGUCUUUCACUCGCUCCUGCUCAUCAGAGAAUGCCUGGUCAUCUUGUCUCUGGCUCAUGACGUCUGCAUCUUUGAGUAUUGUGUCCAUGCUUUGCAAGGAACCUGGCAUUACAGUCAUAGGAUUGUGCUUCAUAUACGAUACAGUUAUCAUCUGUAAACUUGAUCCGCACUACAUCAUCAGGGAAAGAAGUGGCAUGGUUCAACUUAAGAGGCAACUUUUCCGAGCAGCUCUGCGGCAAGGCACCCUUGCUACGGUGGCCUGUGCAGCACUGGCUAUACGCUGGAAGGUCAUGGGUUCAUCUUCACCUGUGUUCCAAAGGAUUGACAAUCCGGCUUCCUUUGAGGAGAACUUCUUUGUCAGGGUGGCAAACUACAACCAUGUGUAUGCCCUGAACACCUGGCUGUUGCUGUGUCCACAAUGGCUGUGCUUUGACUGGUCCAUGGGCUGCGUGUCCCUCAUCCGUUCCAUCACAGACGUUCGCAUUGCCAGCGUUGUGGCCUUCUGGCUCUCCCUUGCUGUGCUUAUCAGCCAAAUGGUGCUGGCAGCAGAUGCCCAGCUGCGAAGAUUGCUAUGCAUAGCGCUCUCUCUGUUGGUGGUGCCAUUUCUGCCCGCUUCAAACAUCUUCUUUCGUGUGGGCUUUGUCGUGGCCGAGCGAGUGCUCUACCUUCCCAGCCUGGGCUUCUGCUUGCUGGUCGUGCUAGGAAUGGCACGCCUCGCUGCCACUUUGCCUCAACACCGGCAGGUGUUGCAGUACUGUCUGAUAGUGCUACUACUGGUUUUCACAGUCAGAAGCACACAGAGGUGUCAUGAAUGGACCAAAGAGUCUUCAUUGUUCGAGUCUGGUCUCAAAGUAUGUCCAGGAAAUGCGAAGGUGCACUACAACUUUGCCAAGAAUGUGGGUGACAGCGGGAACAGAGAGGGGGCCAUCCAGGGCUAUCGGGAGGCGCUGCGCCUGCACCCAGACUAUGACCAGGCAAUGAACAACUUGGCAAACAUCCUUCGGGACACUGGAGAGCUGGAAGAGGCACGAGCUUUGCUUCAGAGGGCUGUCCAGCUUAGGCCAGAUUUCGCAGCUGCCUGGAUGAACCUAGGCAUUGUUCAAAGCAGUUUAGGCCUGCUGGAUGAUGCUGAGCAGAGCUACCGAACUGCCAUAAGCCACAGAACCAAGUAUCCAGACUGCUACUACAAUCUUGGAAACCUGUACCUGGAGCAAAAGCGGUAUGAAGAUGCCUAUCGUGCAUGGCGCAAUGCUACUCGGCAGCGACCAACACACCUCGUCUCGUGGAACAACCUCGUCCUGAUGCUGGACCAACGAGGUCACACAUCCGAUGCUGAGCGUGCCGCACUCCAGGCUUUGAGGCACCUCCCCCAUGAACCUGCCCUUCAUUUCCAACUGGCCAACAUUCUCGGAAAGGCAGGAAAAUAUCAGCGCUCCGAGCAGCACUUCCUGGCAGCCAUUCGACUUAAACUGGACAAUCCCAGCUAUCACACCAACCUUGGUGUGCUCUACCACCGCUGGAAGAAAUACGACCAGGCAGAGGAAUGCUACCGAUAUGCAUUGAAGCUCAAGCCUGACCUGAAAAGUGCCCGUGACAACCUGAACAUGCUGCUGCAACAAACGAGGCUGCAACCUGUUGAAACAAAACGUUGAUCCAGUGGUUUACAAUUGAAUGACACUGGAUAUGCUCAUUGCAUUGUGUUACAAAAUGUACGUAUUGCUGGCUCAGUUUA
This is a messenger RNA of Dermacentor albipictus, 2551 nucleotides long. RefSeq names its product Transmembrane O-mannosyltransferase targeting cadherins 4 (gene Tmtc4). NCBI's taxonomy places the organism in Eukaryota, Metazoa, Arthropoda, Arachnida, Ixodida, Ixodidae. Gene Ontology annotation, cellular component: endoplasmic reticulum. Gene Ontology annotation, molecular function: mannosyltransferase activity; protein binding. Gene Ontology annotation, biological process: protein O-linked glycosylation via mannose; endoplasmic reticulum unfolded protein response. The record is from RefSeq and is a predicted model, not a curated record.